This is a messenger RNA of Suillus subaureus, 1542 nucleotides long. RefSeq lists its product as uncharacterized. Gene Ontology annotation, cellular component: nucleus; protein phosphatase type 2A complex; cytoplasm. Bases 270 to 1133 code for a protein of 287 amino acids. The transcript has 4 exons. NCBI's taxonomy places the organism in Eukaryota, Fungi, Basidiomycota, Agaricomycetes, Boletales, Suillaceae. Gene Ontology annotation, molecular function: protein tyrosine phosphatase activator activity; peptidyl-prolyl cis-trans isomerase activity. Gene Ontology annotation, biological process: mitotic spindle organization. The record is from RefSeq and is a predicted model, not a curated record.
CAUUAUUGUGUACGACAAGAACGACGUACACUACACUAUCGAUAUGCCAUUAAACUCACAGACCAAGCUUUUGCCAUUGAGACAGAUUGAGCUGCCCAUUUCGCAAGUCCUCCCGGAACUGAAAAUCCGAACCGAUCACGAUGUGGAAGUCUGGAAAUCCACCAAGGGUUAUGCAGAUUAUUUGUUGUUCCUCCAUCGGCUGAGUGAAGCAGUGGUUGACUGCACGCUUCCACUUGUGGACCCCCCAAAACAGAGCCAGGUCCGCAAUUAUGACUGCGCCAUCAUUAUUUGAUUCAUCGAGUUCACAGGAAAUCGAGCGAAUACUUGCUCUCCUGGAUACCUUAAGCAACUGGAUUGAUCAAAUUCCGCCCCUUCAGACUCCUCAGCGCUUUGGUAAUCUUGCGUUUCGUACAUGGGGCGCUCGCUUAGAGGAGCGCUCUGAUGAACUUCUUUCAAAAUUGCUUGGCGAAAAGUUCGCCUCCGCUUCUCCGUAUCUGAAGCCUUACUUGCUCACGUCAUUUGGAUCAUUCCUGAGGAUGGACUACGGGACUGGUCAUGAAUCAUCAUUCGCUAUCUUCCUUCUUUGCCUGACCCUCAUACGAUUUCUCCAACCUGACCCAGAUGAAGAGCGACAUUUGGUCCUCAGCGUUUUCGUACGCUAUCUCCAACUGUGCUGGAAGCUCCAGGAUGUCUACAAGUUGGAGCCUGCAGGGAGCCAUGGCGUUUGGGGACUCGACGAUUAUACCUUCCUUGGAUAUAUCUUUGGAAGCGGACAAUUACGAGACCAGACGGAUAUUACUGUAGCUUCCGUCUUAAACCCCCCGCUUCCUCAAAGCAACCUAUACUUCAUGUCCAUUAUGCGGAUUCAUCAGGUCAAACAUGGACCGUUUUACGAACACUCGUCUCAGCUUCACUCAAUCGCCAUUGGGGUUCCUAAUUGGGGGAAAGUUCACAAUGGGUUGUUUAAGAUGUUUGAGGCGGAAGUUCUGGGCAAGAGAGUAGUAGUUCAGCAUCUACCCCUGGGUGGUCUGAUGGAAUGGGAUACCCACGUCGAUCAGCGUCACGCGCCGUCAAUGUCGCACGACGCACCUGCCACCGCGGCUGCCCGUGCUCCUUGGGCACAUCCUCGCUAGUGAUUGAGAAUUUUAUCCGACGGCUUAUACAAAGUAUUUUUCUUCAGUCUUUGGUCACCAAUGUCAAGUAGAUGCGGGAUAUAUGGCGGUCCGCGUCCCUAUCACCUUUACGGAAUAUCCUGAGAGACACUCAAUUGUUUUGUUGAUUCCGCUUGGCCCUGGCGCCAUGGAAUGUUCCGAUCUACCUGUCACUUUUCGUACAGUGAUCAAAGGAUUGUCCGAGUCGCCAAUAUAUGACGGAGAUCUUACGGCGUAUAAAGUGCCAGCAUUUCAAUCCAUCGGAUGUUUUACGCCAACCGCGUACAAAUACUGAGCAGCGCAAAUCUUUAUCGCAAGGUUCCUGCGUAGAUAGCAGUCACGCCCUUGAUUUCAUUUGCAGUCGAGAAUUACCGCCACAGACAGACUCGUG